AUGGCUCACGCUGGACACCAAGCUGCUGCACACAACGAAAUCGCAUGUGUUUACGCAGCGCUCAUACUACAAGAUGACGAAGUUGCAAUCACGGGUGAUAAAAUAAGCACAAUACUGAAGGCGGCCCAUGUUGAGGUGGAACCAUUCUGGCCCGGUCUUUUUGCCAAGGCACUUGAGGGUGUCGACGUUAAGUCACUAAUCACAAAUAUCAGCAGUGGUGUUGGUAGCGCAGGCCCUGCCCCGACAGGUGGUGCAGCGCCAGCCGCAGCAGCAGAAGCACCAGCGGCCGAGGCCCCGAAGAAGGAGGAAAAGAAAGAGGAAGCAGAGGAAUCGGACGAUGAUAUGGGAUUCGGAUUGUUUGAUUAA
Molecule: messenger RNA, 366 nt
Organism: Anisakis simplex (herring worm)
Lineage: Eukaryota; Metazoa; Nematoda; Chromadorea; Rhabditida; Anisakidae
Source: the annotation of a GenBank genome assembly